Messenger RNA from Lymnaea stagnalis (great pond snail), 6552 nucleotides. The record is from the annotation of a GenBank genome assembly. NCBI's taxonomy places the organism in Eukaryota, Metazoa, Mollusca, Gastropoda, Lymnaeidae.
ACAUUUUGAGUACACUAAAAGACUUUUUGAAAAAACUAUGUUGAAUGUAUGCCUACAUUUUCUCUCAAAUGUGGAGUAUCUGGUCUAAAAAUUGCAAUGAAUACAGAAUUUGUUCUUUCGGCCUUCACAAUUUUAUGUUGCACUGAAAUCAUUCUCUGUGGUAAGGUAUUAUUAAAUUUAAAAUUAUUAAAUAUACAACUUAAAUUCCAUUUUAAGCAUAUACAUCCGACUCUCUGGCGCUAAAGCCCAUGUAGGGCUUUGGCCUGCCUCACUACUUCUUCCACUCAGACCUACUAAUGCUUUUCUUAGCUUGGAUUCCCAGCUGCUGUAGAUCAUUUUCCACAUCAUCCACCCGUCUAAGCCCAAGUCUGCGUUUGAGCGGUUUUCCUCUGGGGUGUUGGUGACGCUCCCUCUUCACUCCUCUGCCAUUUGGCAUCAGUGUUUCUUUCAGAAAUUUUCCCCGGGGGGGGGGGGGCCCUUCGGUUUUUCGGGGUGGGGGGGGGGGGCCUUCAGGUUUUUUGGGGGGGAACUUCAGAUUUUUCGGGGGAGCAGUGCGAGCAGUUCCAGUUGAUUUAUUGUUGGAUAUAUUUUUGCUCCGAGGGGGGGGGGCAUUUGUCUUUCCCGGGGGCACUGCCCCCCCCCCCGGGGAUAUAGCUGAAAGAAACCUUUUUGGCAUUCUUUCUAAGUGUCCUUGCCAGCGUAGUCUACCAUUUUUUUAAAUCGUGCUACUAGCAUGGGAUCGUGACAUUAUUUAGAUUAUAUAAUUCCACGUUGGUUCGUGUUCUCCAUCCAUAUUCUUCCUUUGUUAGUCCAUAUAUUUUCCGGUGAACAUUUCUCCCCACUUUAUUUAAUACGUUUUCUGCCGUUUUUUGUUAGGGUCCUAGUUUCACUUGCGUAUGUUACACUUGGUCUGAUUACAGUUUUAUGAAUAGUUUUAUUUGUUUUUUUAUUUUAAUUUUUUAUAAAACAUUACAAAACGUUUUAAGUAUAGACAUAAGCUUUAAUUUCAUUUGCGAAUCUCAAAAUUUAACACCAUUAUUAAGCUAUUUUUACAACAAGGUUAUAUAAGGCCAUUAAUUUAAUAUCAUACAAAAGCAUAUAAUGCAACCUAAUAAAAUAUUUUAACAGUUUUUAAUGAGGUUUUUUAACGUUGGAAGCGUGGGGAUAAUAGGAACUUCAUUAGCGUUUAGUGUCGCUCUAAUUUUGUAGGAUUAAAAAAAAAAAUUUUUUAAAGAAAUUACUCACAUUUUAUUGGGCACAAUUUCUAAAUUAUAAAAUAUAGGCCUAACGUUGAUGAUAAUCACUAAAUCAUAAAUCUUUAUGAUGAAUUAUUUCAUUUGAAUAUUUUAUACGGUAUUGCAUUUUAUGAACAAGACAUCAAAUUCAUCAAUGAGAAAUAAAAUUCUUGACUAAGCCGUCAUCAAUCAUAUUUAAUCACACCCUGAAGUUAUUACUAAGUGAAAUCAAUGUGUCAACGCGUUACAGUUUUGAGCGAAAGUUCAACCACUAGCAUUGUAAGGACAAAUAUUCAAAGGAUUUAUAAAUUGACUUCCGCAUGAAACAUCGCGUUCAUUAGUCACAAUUGAUUAAAAAAAAAACACAAAAAAAAAAACAGGGCGGUGCGAAAGAGGAGCAAAGUGGCUCCCAGCCAUGGCGCCAUCUUCAGGAAAUCGUAAUAUUUCAUGCAAAAUAUAUGUAUUAAAAAAAUAAUAAUACGGUCUAUACUUUUUGGGAAGAGGGUACGUAAAUUUGGGACUCCCCCCCCCUUACCCCCCCCCCCCCCCAGCUUAAGGUUUAUGCUUGCCACGGCCCUGGUGAAGCGUGAUGCUUGAAAUGGAGGAGAGUGUAAUCAUAAUCAUAUGUUUCUUACUACAAAGUUAACUGAAUUAUAUUUGGAAAUAAAUCAUCAUGAACAUCGUGAAAUCCAUCACGUUCCAAGAAUUAUCUUCUAGUGCUAAAAGUACUUGGGUCACAUUUUUGUCAAAAUUAAUCUUAUCUGUGACCUUUUCUUAUCCGAUGUAGCUAAAUAAACAGCACACAGUUAAACACAAUAAAAUGUGCCUAAGUCUCUUAAUUUAACCAGACAAAAUAUGAAAAUGAUAAACUUUUAUAUACGAAAGGAAUAUUUGAACUUGAUGAUCUCAAAAUAAGUAUUUUAUGAAUUAAGUCUUAGUACUUUCAACACUAAGGUCUCUAUAUAAUUAAUGAACGAUACUUUCUAGUUUAAUGGUUUAACUCAGUGAUUCCCAUUCCCUUUAAGAGCUGUUUCUCCUUGAUAACAUUAUAACAUUAACUUCGUUGUGGUGACAGAUAUCCAACAUCAGGCCUGGCAAUUGAGAAUUUGGGGGAUGGGAUAGGUGGGUUGCAUUGACUGUAAUUAAUGUAGUGUAGUCAUAGCGUAGUGACAAUAACAAACUAGUCCAAUAACUUUAAAUAAUUUUUUGUUGACUUUUUAAACUAACACAUUUAACCCUGCUCAACAAAAAGAAUGUAAAGGGAACGUAACCCAAUACAGAAAACCCCCUAAAAAUCCGACGUAAAUUAGGUCAAAUAACACCUGCCUAUUUGACCUCUUGUAGCUUGCCUCAAUGCCCACCCCUUACCUUGUUUCCCCAAUUCAAUCUCAUCCAGUCUGCAACAAGCACGAACGUCCCACUUCCACCCACCCCGAAAUCCCACACCUCAAAGGAAACAGCAGCACAGCAUUUUGAAACUUAACAUUUCUUUAUGCAUGCUUUAAUUUAAAAAAAUGACACAUUCUUUUCAUUUUACCCUGAUUUUUUCAUUUAAAUGUAUUACUUGAAAUGAUAGCGAACAUCCAUCUCUUACCUCCCCCUGUGGCGGCCUACAUCCUCUCCUGCUAUUCAACCCCACCUUUUUCUUUCCCUUUAUCACUUACAACAUUCUUAUAACAUUGGUUCAGAACUUUUUUUUUUUUUUUUUAAAAGGUAAGAUUUGACAUAUUCAGUCAUCUGUAAGCGAUUUUAUGUUAUUUAAAAAUCUUAAUUUUCAGUUAGAGGCGUUUUUAAGUAUGAUUUGAAAUAUUUAAUUGGAUUUAAGCGUACGGGAUGUUUAACUUCAAAUUAUGUUUUGCUCACAAUAAUUAUAGAAUUUCCAAUUUUGAAAUACUAAAUUUUCGGUUAAAAUUAUUGGAAUAAUUUGAUUUGAAAUAUAGAUAGAUAGAAGGUUUAUAGUGAUUUAUUUAUUGUAAGUUAUGACAAAUUCCUACAUUUUCGAAAAAUAGCUACUAAAUACGUAAAAAAUAAAUUUAGAGGGAAUUCUGUGAUGAAGUUAAAAAACAAAAAAACAAAAAAAAAACAACUGCUGUAUACAUAACUGUAAUAACUUAAAACAGGCCUGAACAACAUACGGCCCGCGGGCUACUCGCGGCCCGCCAGCACCCACUUUGCGGCCCGCGCAGCAACGAAAUAUUCUUUAUUCUUAUUAUUUUCUUAAUAGCUUUCCACCCUGUCAUAUUUUCUUUUGGCCCGCACAACAUUUUCAUAAAAUAUUACGGCCCGCCUAACAUUUUGAGUUGUGCAGGCCUUUCUUAAAGCAUCAUUUUACCCACAGAGAACCUCAACAGUGCUGCAAAUGAUGAUAUAAGUGGUAAAACUACGCUGAUAGUAGCCAUAGCGCUGAGCACAGCUUUGUCCAUUUCACUAUUACUGAUGUGUGCUUGGUGUCUUCAAAAUAAAAGUGAGUAUUUUUAAAGAAUCUUGCAAUAUUUGAGUGUAACGUAUCAGAUAUAUUUUAUUUAUUUAUUUAUUUAGGCAUUUUUGUAUAGCGCUUACCUUACAGCUCUAAGAACUUUACAAUUAUUAAAAAUAUGUAAACGAUUUAAACUGCUAAAGUAAAAUAAAAAUGAAAAACCAGAGACACUAUAUGAGUAUAACAUGCAGCGGUAUAGAGCCUGCUCUCACUAUCGAGAUUUUAACUGGCGGCGCAAAACUCCACAUCUUUUAAAGUCACAUAAAAUCUUUAGCUACAUGGACAAGACACUGUUAACUGUCACGUGCCGUCAGUGUUAACAAUCAUGAAAAAUUGAAAAACUUUUAGUUUUUCAUUGGACUCUAGAAAAGUCUUGUUAGUCUGACUCACGAAAAUAAUGUAGAUCACAAGUAUAAAUGAUUGUGAUAAAUGAAUGCAAAUUAUGCUCUUUAAAAUUUUACCCUAUUAUAUUUCUCUAUUUUAUUAUAUUAAAAAAAGCAACAACUAAAUGUAUUUGUUAAAUUUUAAUAAUGUGGAGUAACAAUUUUAUUUCGAUUAAAAUCUAUUUUUAUUGAUUAAAAAGACAUUCAGAAAUACACAAAUGCAUAUUAUAAAACAGCGUGGAAGGGGUGUUAGGUAUCAUCUGCACAUAGGCUAUUGUGAAAGGGAGUUAAAAUUUGGGUAAGGUGAAUCAAGACAAGAAAGUCUAGAUUAUUACAGUGUAACAUUGUAAUUUACAUAUAACCGUUUAUUAAAAUUAUAUCUCUUUAUUUCGUAUUUAACAUAUAAGCUAAUAUGAAGUACUAGAAUAAAUGACCCGAUGUUAUCGGGAUUAUAAUGGUAGGUCAUUUGCGAUAUUUUCUACCUGCAAUUGCAAAACCACAUCACAAUUCCUAACUUUAAAAAGAAGGAUUUAUGUAAUUUUAUUUACGUUUCUAACAUCACUAACAGAGAAGUAUUUAUCUGCUAUUUAAAGUGUUGUGUGUUUUAUUAUCAAUUUAAAGAGCAAUCAAUUACAUUUUUUACUUUUACUUUAAAGAAGGGUGAAAUACUUUAUUAGUUUUGUAACGCGCUGUUCUUAAAUCAAAGAAACUUAAAAGUUUUGGAUAACUAGGCGAUUCGCGCUAUGACGUCAUUUACGUGUUUAUUAAGAAAAAAAUAAUUUUAAUUGUAUAUCGCAAUAUGAACAACGCACUAAAAACAACAGAUUUUUCUUUUUCCGAUUAAUUUGAUUACGAUGUAAUUCUUAGAUCAUAAUUUUAUAAUUUUUUUUGCUCAUUAUUUUUAAAUUCGGAUGAACUGCUUAAAAUAGUUCCUUAGUUGUUAUUUUUAAUGUAUUUGUAAUUAUUAAUAAUAAUACUUAAACUUUUAAUUAAAAAAAGCGAAUUUAAAAUAUUUUUUUGCGCAUUUAAAUUUAUUCGAUUUCCGUAAAAUAAUAGAAAACAACUAUGAUUGUUUUUAGGAAUCCGAACGUGCUUAAAAUGUAUUGGUUCUUUGGUGUUUAUGUUACUACACCUCAUUUUUACAUAUAUGUAUAUAUUUAAUAUUUAUUAGAUAGUGGUGAUGCAAACAUCAAUUCAGCAAGAAUUGGCCAUGUACAGCGAGAGUACGUUGACAAUGAACACAGAUACGUUGAAAUUAUUGACGGGAAUGGCGAUAGCAAUGUUAAUGAAGAGCUGCACACCUACGAGACGGUGGGCAGAACGAGUACGGCGACUAACAAUGGGAACAGUGCAGAUAAAAGAAACACAACAUCGAAGAACAAUGAAUAUGAAACCAUUGAAAAUGUCAUGAUUUAGGGAAGACGUAAAAUAUGAUAGAAGACUAAUAAAGAACAAUGUCCUAACAUAAAUGAAUGCUAUUGGUUUUCUUCAAUGUUUUAGGAAAGACGUGGCGCGGGAGACAGGGUUGGGGAGGGGGGGGGGCGGAAUUUUUUUCCUCAUACUGUGAAGCGACUUUUUUUUUUUCCUGCGUGGGGGGUGCCAAUAAAAAUUUUGGCCCGCCCAAUGCAAAACUAACCCUCGCUACGGACCUGAGUAACAGUAAAUAAAAAUAAAAAACAUAAAUGAAUGCUAUUGGUUUUCUUCAAUGUUUUAGGAAAGACGUGGCGCGGGAGACAGGGUUGGGGAGGGGGGGGGGCGGAAUUUUUUUCCUCAUACUGUGAAGCGACUUUUUUUUUUCCUGCGUGGAGGGUGCCAAUAAAAAUCUUGGCCCGCCCAAUGCAAAACUAACCCUAGCUACGGCACUGAGUAACAGUAAAUAAAAAUAAAUAUAUACAAUGAGGUGGAACAGGUUUUAACUAUAUUUGAAAAGAAAAUAUAAAAAAAAAUAUUUUAAAAAUACAAUUUCAUUUCAUGAAUCAAUAACAUUGCUUGAGCUACUACAUUGUAACACAUUCCAUCAACUGAACCUACCAUUGAUUAUAAAUUGUCUAGAUCAGUACAUCUUGCCUUAAUCAUAUAUUACAAUCUCUCUGAUCCUUAUGAGGAUCAAAAUUAUUUUAAUGAAUUUUACAACACUGAUUUCAAAUCCAGAAUGGAGUGUGGAUUUCUAAAUGCUGUAACACCGACUUAACAAUCUAACUCUGUUCUCUCUUUUUCUUCGCUCUUUCUCUCAGAACUUUCUUGUGAUUAUAUCUACCACUCAGUUUACCUUCAAAUACUAUUUCAAAAUCGAACACAUCUUAUUAUAUGAUAUGAAAAAAUAUAAAAACAUGAUUUACGUAUCAACAGAAGUGGAAUAAAUAUAUCUGUUUAAGGAUAUUAAUAAUUAAUUUUGUUAUUUGGCGUGUGAGAUCGUUAUAAGCAUUUCAUGGAGCUUUUCGAACUAUUCAAGUUUUCG